This is a messenger RNA of Rhincodon typus (whale shark), 1102 nucleotides long. RefSeq names its product glycerol-3-phosphate acyltransferase 4. Gene Ontology annotation, cellular component: endoplasmic reticulum. Bases 380 to 1087 code for a protein of 235 amino acids. Lineage: Eukaryota; Metazoa; Chordata; Chondrichthyes; Orectolobiformes; Rhincodontidae. Gene Ontology annotation, biological process: triglyceride biosynthetic process. The record is from RefSeq and is a predicted model, not a curated record. Gene Ontology annotation, molecular function: glycerol-3-phosphate O-acyltransferase activity. The transcript has 5 exons.
UGAGGGGGAAGGGGAUCGAUGAGGGGAGGAUUUAGAACAGAAGAGGGGAUAGGUAGAGGGUUUAGAGACAGAGAGGGGUCUCAGUGAGGGGGAAUUGGUGAGAGGGCCAUCUCAUCAAGGGGCUGUAGAUUGAGGGACUGGUAAAGCGUGAAAGGUCACAGGUGUGGGGAAGGAGCAGUGAGGGAGGAGGGUCCACGAUUGAGAGGUCAUUGAGAUCACGCAUUCUGACUGAUGGGGAGGAGUUAGAGAGGAGGGACACUGGAGAAGCAAGGAUCCAGUCAGAGGCAGGGCGAGUGAGGGGAUGGUCUAGUCAGGAGGGAGGGCCAGUUGAGGAAGGGCAAGCAAGGUGAUAGGAGUGGAGGGUGGGCAGGCUGCAGUCAUGUCGUUGCUCCUGCCCUUUGACAGCCUGGUCUGUACCCUGCUGGGCAUCUCGCUGACGGUCUGGAUCACUCUCCUACUGGUCUUCAUCAUUGUUCCCGCUAUUUUUGGCGUGUCCUUUGGCAUCCGUAAGCUCUACAUGAAAACCCUGCUGAUAAUCUUCGAGUGGGCCACGCUGCGAAUAGAAAGGGGAGCCCGUGAGAGGAAACAGCUGAUCUACAAAACAAACUCGAACGGUAUCAUCAUGAAGGAGCCCACUUCCCUGGAGGAGGAGAUCAAGCAGAUGAGGCAGAACGGAGACGGCACAGCCCCGGACAGCCGGGAAUUUGAAAUGUCUGAUAUCUUCUACUUCUGCAGGAAGGGGGUCGAGACCAUCGUGGACGAUGAAGUGACAAAGCGAUUCUCAGCCGAGGAGUUGGAAUCUUGGAAUUUAAUGACGAGGACGAACAACAAUUUUCAUUACAUCAGUCUUCGCCUGACCAUCCUCUGGGGACUGGGUGUCUUUGUGCGGUACUGCUUUCUCCUCCCACUGAGGGUUACCCUGGCGAUUACUGGCAUUAGCUUGUUGGUGAUUGGAACGACCAUGGUGGGAUAUUUGCCAAAUGGCUGGUUGAAAGACUUUCUCAGCAAGCAUGUACACUUGAUGUGCUACAGGAUAUGUGUGCGGGCAUUGACUGCUAUUAUAUGCUACCAUGACAGGUCUGUAUAAUGCACUGAAUGUGCA